GAUCGUCUUCCUCGAGUGAGCGAAGGCGAGAGAGAGGGAGGGAGGGAAAGAGGAGCAGGAGAGACGGCAAUAUCUCCGUUACCGUGAUAUCGAGGAAGAAGGAGAAGGAGAAGAGGAUGGACGCUUUUGGAGGAUUUUCGGUUGAUCACGCCGGGGUUCGCGUCGAGAAUGCCUUCCUGGAGUUCCUCAAAAACUUCAAAUUGGAUACUGGAGAACUUUUCUAUGAAACUGAGCUUGAAAACAUGAAAGCCAAAGAAUCCACAACGAUGUUCAUUGAUUUUUCACAUGUCAUGAGGUUCAAUGACAUUCUCCAACGGACGAUAUCUGACGAAUACCUGAGGUUUGAGCCUUACCUAAGGAACGCUUGCAAAAGGUUUGUAAUGGAACAGAGGCCAACAUUUAUCACCGAAGAUGAUCCCAACAAGGACAUCAACGUUGCAUUCUACAACAUUCCUCUUCUGAAAAGGCUGAGAGACCUGAAAACUGCAGAGAUUGGAAAACUGGUAUCUGUAACUGGUGUUGUUACCCGAACAAGUGAAGUCCGGCCAGAACUUCUGCAAGGCACCUUCAAAUGCUUGGAAUGUGGUGGAGUAAUCAAGAAUGUGGAGCAACAAUUUAAAUACACAGAGCCAAUCAUAUGUGUCAAUGCAGCUUGCACAAACAGAAACAAAUGGGCACUUCUACGGCAAGAAAGCAAAUUCGCUGACUGGCAAAGGGUUCGGAUGCAAGAGACCUCUAAAGAGAUACCUGCUGGUUCUCUUCCUCGCUCCUUGGAUGUCAUCCUUCGGCACGAGAUAGUUGAGCAAGCAAGGGCCGGCGACACGGUCAUCUUUACGGGCACAUUAGUGGUGAUACCAGAUAUUUCUGCACUAGCUUCUCCUGGUGAGAGAACGGAAUGCCAAAGGCAAAAGCCCCAGCGACAGCCUUUAUCUGGAGGACAUGAAGGUGUUGGUGGGUUACGGGCACUGGGAGUGAGAGAUUUAUCAUAUCGACUUGCUUUCAUUGCAAACUCGGUCCAGGUCUCCACUGGAAGAAGGGAUGGGGACUUCAGAAGUAGGAAGAAGGACAUCGAUGAAGAUUAUGUGGAACAUUUCUCGGCAGAGGAGAUGGAUGAAAUACAGAGAAUGAGGAACACUCCUGACUUUUUUAACAAGCUUGUGGAUAGUGUUGCCCCAACAGUAUUUGGCCAUCAAGAUAUUAAACGAGCGAUAUUACUCAUGCUGAUAGGAGGAGUUCACAAAUUUACCCAUGAAGGCAUCAACCUAAGAGGAGAUAUAAAUGUCUGCAUUGUUGGGGAUCCUAGUUGUGCAAAGUCCCAGUUCCUGAAGUAUGCAGCAGGUUUAGUUCCGCGUUCUGUAUAUACCUCUGGAAAAUCUUCCUCUGCUGCAGGAUUGACUGCGACUGUAGCCAAGGAACCUGAAACAGGAGAGUUCUGCAUUGAGGCUGGUGCACUGAUGCUUGCUGAUAAUGGCAUAUGUUGUAUUGAUGAAUUUGAUAAAAUGGACAUCAGGGACCAGGUUGCCAUUCAUGAAGCCAUGGAACAACAGACUAUAAGCAUUACAAAAGCAGGCAUCCAGGCCACACUCAAUGCUAGAACAUCAAUCUUAGCAGCUGCUAAUCCAAAUGGUGGGCGCUAUGAUAAAUCGAAGCCACUGAAGUAUAAUGUGGCCCUUCCUCCUGCCAUCCUUUCUCGGUUUGAUCUUGUCUAUGUAAUGGUUGAUGAGCCGGACGAACAGGUUGAUCAGUAUAUUGCUGCUCACAUUGUUAGAGUUCAUCAGAAGCAAGAAAAUGCUCUUUCUCCAGCUUUUACAGAAGCACAGGUCCAGCGGUAUAUCGGAUAUGCAAAGACACUAAAACCCAAGGUAAGUGCUGAAGCUAGAAAAGUUCUGGUGGACUCAUAUGUAGCUCUUCGUAGGGGAGAUGCCGCUCCAGGAAGCAGAGUUGCUUAUCGCAUGACCGUGAGGCAGUUAGAAGCAUUAAUCAGAUUGUCCGAAGCUAUUGCACGGAGUCAUUUGGAGCUUCAGGUGAAACCAAGCCAUGUUCGGUUGGCAGUGAGACUUCUGAAAACAUCCAUAAUCAGUGUUGACUCAAACGAGAUUGAUUUGUCUGAUUUCCAAAAUGAUCAACAAGACGAGGCAACUAAAGCUUCCGAUGAUGGAACUGCUCAGCCAAGCAAUGCUGAUCACGCGAGUGACGGAUCUGAAAACCAGCAAAAGAGGAAACUGCUGAUAAGCCAGCAGAGAUUUCAGAAAAUUACACAUGCAUUGGUUAUGCAUCUCCGUGAGCAUGAAGAGCUUGCUGAAGAUGGUAAUCAAUUGGCUGGGAUGAGACAAGGAGAGUUGAUUCAAUGGUAUAUAGAGCAGCAGAAUGCUGCAGGGUCCUUCAAUAAUCUUGACGAAGUGGUUGAGGAAUAUAAAUGUCUUAGAGCAAUCAUAGAGAGGUUAAUAAAAAACGAAGGUCAUUUGAUCGUCAUCGACGAUGGUAGUUCAACUGCAGAGACGGCAUUGGCUGAAGAAAGUGAAGAAACAAGGUCAUCGGUCACUGAUAAAAGGAUUCUGGCAGUGAAUCCCAACUUUGUCAUUGAAUGAGCUCAAGUCAAGAAACGACGUUUCCUCACCACUUGUUUAACUAGAUGGCGACAGAGAGUAGUUUCAUUAUUGUGUGUACCAUGUAACAUAAGUAUUCCUAACGGAUCUGAUUUUUUUCCCCUUGUAGUUCAACAUGCCAAACGCAAUCUGUUACAGAGUUCAACCAGGCUCUGCAACCAAGAGUUUUCUUCCAUAUAUAUUUCAACUUCUUCAGAAAAGAGCGGAGAACUAUUCUGGCGAUCGAAUAUAAAUGUAUUAUUUUUAUCGUUUGAUAUAA
Molecule: messenger RNA, 2865 nt
Organism: Nymphaea colorata (pocket water lily)
Lineage: Eukaryota; Viridiplantae; Streptophyta; Magnoliopsida; Nymphaeales; Nymphaeaceae
Product: DNA replication licensing factor MCM6
Exons: 18
Coding region: 117-2588 (823 amino acids)
Biological process (GO): mitotic DNA replication; DNA replication initiation; double-strand break repair via break-induced replication
Cellular component (GO): MCM complex; nucleus
Molecular function (GO): single-stranded DNA binding; single-stranded 3'-5' DNA helicase activity; ATP binding
Source: RefSeq, a predicted model, not a curated record